This is a messenger RNA of Capronia coronata CBS 617.96, 741 nucleotides long. Its product is annotated as proteasome component PUP2. Bases 1 to 741 code for a protein of 246 amino acids. Lineage: Eukaryota; Fungi; Ascomycota; Eurotiomycetes; Chaetothyriales; Herpotrichiellaceae. Gene Ontology annotation, cellular component: nucleus; proteasome core complex; proteasome core complex, alpha-subunit complex. The transcript is spliced from 4 exons. Gene Ontology annotation, biological process: proteasome-mediated ubiquitin-dependent protein catabolic process. The record is from RefSeq and is a predicted model, not a curated record.
AUGUUCAUCGCUCGGAGCGAGUAUGAUCGAGGGAUCAACACUUUCUCGCCCGAAGGCCGUCUCUUCCAGGUUGAGUACUCGCUAGAAGCCAUCAAACUUGGUUCCACAGCAAUCGGGGUCGCUACGUCUCAUGGCGUUCUGCUCGGAGUCGAGAAGCGUGUCACCUCGCCGCUACUGGUCUCAUCCAGCAUCGAGAAGAUAGUCGAGAUUGACAGACAUAUUGGCUGCGCCAUGUCCGGUCUUCAAGCAGAUGCACGGAGUAUGAUUGAGCACGCUCGAGUGGAAUCACAAAAUCAUGCCUUCAACUUCAACGAGAGACUGAAAGUCGAGAGCUGCACGCAAGCCAUUUGCGAUCUGGCGCUGAGAUUCGGCGAGGGAGCUCAAGGAGAGGAGUCAAUAAUGAGUCGACCUUUUGGUGUUGCCUUACUGAUAGCUGGCUGGGAUGAGGACAAUGGUCCACAACUGUAUCAUGCUGAACCCUCCGGCACUUUCUACCGCUACGAUGCAAAAGCGAUCGGGUCCGGCAGCGAAGGCGCACAAGCCGAACUACAGUCAGAAUACCACAGAUCUCUGACACUCGAAGAAGCCGAGACUUUGGUUUUGAAGACGCUGAAGCAGGUCAUGGAAGAGAAACUGGACUCGAAGAAUGUCCAGUUAGCAAGCGUCACUAAAGAAAAGGGUUUUCAAAUCUACAGCGAUGAGCAGAUGAGCACUGUGGUUGCGAGACUCGAAGGCGAUUAA